Molecule: messenger RNA, 806 nt
Organism: Colletotrichum navitas
Lineage: Eukaryota; Fungi; Ascomycota; Sordariomycetes; Glomerellales; Glomerellaceae
Exons: 2
Coding region: 253-780 (175 amino acids)
Source: RefSeq, a predicted model, not a curated record
CCUGUUGAUCCUCCAUCGAGGAAACGCCCCAAGGGACCCUCUCUCUCCAUCACCCGGCGAUCGUCCCUUCCCUGCUGUCCGGGGCCCUUACCCACACUUUUUGCCCUCGCUUCCCGACGGAACCGAAUCCAGGUUCCUGACUAUCUCGACUUCCUGCGGGCCUCGUUCAAUCAACACUCCGUCAUCUCUCUCCUGGACCUCACAUAUUCACGUUCUCAAACUCCCUUUCGCAAACAUCCAACACGAACCACCAUGCCUUCCUCCAGCCAAAAGCCAGACCUCGCGUCCUCCCUUUCCAAGCUGUCAAUAGACAACUCCAACAAGAAGCCCGCCGCCAAGAAGAUUAAGGAGCCGGUGGCGGAUUCCUGGGAAGACGAGGACGAGGACGACGACAAAGAAGAGCGGGAGGGGACGGCGACGCCCCAGGCCGACGGCUCCAAGGCCCCGCCGCCGACCCCCAUCACCCCGACGUACAGCGCGGCAGACCGGUCAUUCUCUCCGUACGCCGCCGCCGACCCCUCCGCCCCUUUCGCCUCUUCCGCUCCGGCAGCCGGCAGCGGCAGCAGCGGCGCCCGCAGACCGGAGAAGACGGACGCCGUGGCGCGGCGCAUGAUCGCCAGCGCCCUCGGCGUCAAGGUGCCCCGUAUGACGGAGGAGCAACGGGCCUAUGACAGGGCCGUCAAGGAGAAGGAGCGCAAGCGUCGGGAGGAGGAGAAGGCUGCCGAGAAGAGGCGGCUGGAGGCCGCCGAGAAGGCCAAGACCGCCAUCUGGGAGGACUAGGUAGGGGGAGGGUUGUCCCUGCCUCC